Messenger RNA from Mercenaria mercenaria, 4249 nucleotides. RefSeq lists its product as uncharacterized. The record is from RefSeq and is a predicted model, not a curated record. Lineage: Eukaryota; Metazoa; Mollusca; Bivalvia; Venerida; Veneridae. The coding region runs from base 907 to 3435 and encodes 842 amino acids. The transcript has 5 exons.
UGCGUCAGUAUAUCGUACUUGCACCGUGCGUGACAAAUUGUUUAGUAUGGUUAAAAGAUUUCAGAACUAUUUGGGAUUAUAUGUUGCGGAACUAAGAAUGAAACUUGAGAGGUGUCCCAUAGCGAGGGUGUAAGGCAGAGUGUUGGAGGCGGGGGUAAGAGUGGCCAGUUUCACCGAGUCCUGGUCGAGUCCGAGUACUCGGUUCCAGACUGCAAGGAACCUAUUGUGACGGGCGAUAUACAUCAACAACCAACUGUUAAAAUAAGAGGAAUAGAAAACAAUAAAUCGAAAGCAGACGACGGCGCCGAGGAACAAACGCACCCAAAUACUUCUAAUGACAGUGACUACUCUCUUAUAGAGGAAUGUAAGGCGCUGAUAAGUGAAGCCGCAGACAGGGCCGUACAUAGAUCGCUAAGCCGAACCAGCAAGGUCGAACAAGUCACUGAUAUAGACGAAAUUCGUUUGGAAGAGGCUGUUGAAGAAGUGCAAGUUAUAGAACAAGCUAAAUCAGUAUCUGUUCUCCAAGUCGAACACGUGGAACCUUAUCCUCCCUGUGAUAAUUUGUACAGCAACAUUGAAGCGGAUGGUAAGUCACAAAUUGACGUAAACGCAUCUGAAGUUAAGACGGAAAAGGUAGAAACUAAAAUAGCUGAACCUGUUAAAAGAAGCGACACAGACGUGAGUUAUGCACUCAAGUGUGGAAUAUUAACAGGUUCAACUGAGAAUAUUUUCGAUCCCAAUAAAAAAGAAAACACAGGUAAAAAACGAAAGUCAAAGUCGGCUGACAAUAUAUUCCAACGGGAAGUUAUUGAAUCAGUGAAGGAGCAUUUUGAAAACAAAGAUAAUUUGGACACAGAAAACAAAACACCAGCGACAAAGCGUCCCAAGGGUAGUUUCGUUGCAAAAAUGUUUAAAUUUAGCAAAAGAAAACCUAGAACUGAUGCAGAUAUUUCUGUAGAAAUUAAAACUCAAUCGAAACAUGACAUUGUUGAAGAAAGUGUCCCAGAAAACAGCGUUCAACCUGUUAAAUCAGAGGAUUCUGAAUUUGGCAGUAGUGGGCAAUAUACUAAAAGAAAUCGUGAAGUUAGGAGAUUGAAUUCACUUGAUAGUGGAAUUGUAGUUGAUAAAAUUAGUGACCAGGCAACAAAUGGUGCAGUGGAAUAUGCUGUUGUACAAAAGACAAAGCCAAAAAUAAAAGAUUUGAUAAAAACGAAAGAAGAGGUGUCACUGCAGGCAGAUACUGAAGACAUUACGAAAACAGUGUUACAAAGAAGUGGCACUGAAAAUGUCCAAAGUGCUAAAGAAGACAGAAAAUGUGAACAUACAGAUGUAGUUUAUAUAAAUGGUGACAAGACUGAUGAGGACUUUGUUUACAUUAAUGAAAGACCUGUUGAUGUUGAAGGUUUAGUUGAACCCGUAAAGACUAUUGUGUCAGAAACAUUACCAUCAUUGACCAGUGCUGAAACAGUGAAUAAAACAGAAGAAAAACAAUUGUUUGAUGAUGAAAGGCAGUCUAAUGCAUCAAACGAUUCUGGAACAAGUUCUGGGUCAAUAAUAAGAAGAUCUGAUAUGCUAACACCGGAGAAGGCAAAUUUUAAGAAAAAGAGUUGGUCUUUUCAAUUUGGAGGAAAAAAGAAACAAUCUGACGAGCUGGAAUCAGCCAGUGUUGUUUCAAUGGACCCAAAUGCUUCCCAGACAGUAGAAACAAAGAAACCGAAGUGGAGAUUUGGAAAAUUUUCUUUUCGUAAAGGAAGUGAUGAUGUUUCAACUUCUACUCCAAAUCUCCACAAGGCUGGAAUUCCUGAGGAUGGUGCUGAGGUGACAAUGAGAAAACAGUCUGAGGACAAGAAGAAAACGAAACUGAAGAAAAUAAAAGCUAAAAAGGAGAAGAAAAGGUCAUCAAAGAAGAUUGGAAGCUCACUUGAUCAGAGAAGCACCUCAAUGAUAGAUAUUGGUAGAGGAGAACCUUUGGCACCAAGGUCAAGGAGAAGUAUUGUCGAGGAAGAUCUGGACUUUACUCAGACAGAUGUCUUUGAGGGUGUUUCAUUGUCUGAUCUGUCACAAGAUGAAGAACCAGAGGUGUCUACAAAUCCUGCGGGCGGGCAAAUUGGGACAAAGAAAGCCAGUAGUAAGAAGGGCAAUAUGACAGUCUUAAACAAAACUAUCGACUUGGUCAAGUCUACUGUGGAAACAAAAACUGAAAAAAUCGUGAAGCAAGCAUCUUUAGACAAAACUGUUGCAAUAGAGAAAAGUGACAAAACUAAACUUACAAAAUCUGAUUCCUUAGAGGACAACUCUACAAAAGCUACAGAUACUUUAGGUAAUACUGUAGCUGAAUUGCAUGCUUCUUUAAAUCCAGAAAAUACUGAAGAUGAAUAUGUUAAUAUUGUAAAUGCAAAGUCAGAAUGUACCGAAAGUGCUAUACCACAAGACACUAAAAUCGUAACAGAAGAUGUAGAAUAUGCACAAGUUGUAAAAACAAAGGUAAAAGAAAUUCAAAUUGAUAAAGACAAAAGUAAACAAAAGAUUCAGUCCUCUGUUCCAGAAAAAGUUCUUAAACUCAAUACAGUCAAAGUAUUAAAUGCUGAAACAAAUGAGGUAGGGAAAAUACCAGCUGAAAAUACCAACAUUACUGAAACUUUGAAAACUGGAAGUACAAAAGAAGAGUCAAAAGCAGAAGAAUCUGAACAAAUGUCAGGUGAAACUGCAUUUUCCAAUAUGAUUUAUUCUGAUGAAGAAUUUAGAGCCACACUAGCCAAUAUGGUGAAAACAAAAAGUGAUCAUGAACAUGAAGAUGAAAGUGAUGCUUAUGUUGAACUGCAGCAAAUUGUUGAAGACUUUAGUGGAAAGAAAGAAACUUCACAGGAAAAAGUUAUUGAGAAUACUGAGAUUAAAACUAAAUCAGCUGAUUUAGAUGAAGCUGAAGAAGUAAAGACGGUGAAGGCAGUUGGUAUCAGUAGUGUUGCUGCUGAGGUAGUUACUGGAAAGACUGAUUCAAACAUGCAAAGCAAUACAGAUGAUAUUAGUGGUAUUGUUAAUGAAGUAGAUAUUAAAAAGACUGAUUCAGCCCCACAAGAAACUGAAACUGUUAAGCCAGCUGUAAAUGAGAUGACUGAAAAAUCUGUAGCAAUGCCAGUAGAAAGUUUAAUAACACCAGAUAUAAAUAAAACACCUGAAAGCACUGAAACAGACAUACCUUCAGUUACAAAGGUAAUAAGGGAGGGAAGUGUAAUAGUUCUGAAAGAUGUGGGUGUUCAAGUACCUGACAUUUAUAUGCCUCUGGACAAAGAUAAAGAUUUUGGUUUCACUGCAAACAAUGUUCCCUGUGUCAGUAUAGGCAUUCAGGUUACAGACAAAGACCUUGACAUUGAACAUGUUGUUGUUUCUAUUAACACCGAAGAGAGUUCAGAAAAAGUUUCUCCUGCAUACUUCUGACAGUGAAUACAUAACAUUUUGGUAAACUUGUAUAACUUGAGUUGUCACUGUACGAAAGAUUUACUAAUAAACAUCAAUAACUUAAAUUUUAGAUGUGAACAGGAUGCACUACAUGGGAUAGAAUCAUCUGUCGAUGUAAUAUACCCAUGAUAUGUUUGUACAAUAUUAUUAGUUUAAUUAAAGAAUGGAAAGAUGUCAUUUAACGAGAAAAAAUAUUAUUAUUAAAGCUGCGGAAUCAUGAACAUACCGGUAACUAAAUAAUGAAAAAUACACAUGCAACCAAUCUAAGGAAUUUCUCUUAAUUAUGACUGCAAAUAAAAAGAAAGGAAAAAAAAUGUUUCUAUAAUAAUCAUAGGAAUUGUAUUUGUUCAUGCACUAGGCGAUUUGAAUCAAUCUUUAAGGUUAUAUUGAAUCAAAAUUUCUGAAAACUGUGGGAGGAAAAGUUUUGACUUGUACAUAAGAUAGAAAAAAAAAACGAUGCCAGUAUGUACAUACAUACUAGUAAAUGAUAAAGCUACUAAUAUAUUAUAUUCCAUUGCUGUUUUUUUUGUAAUCAGAUAACUAUGUUUAAUCAAAUUUAUUCAUUUCCCCACAUAAUUCAUUCCUACAUUUUAUAUCAUUCAUUAAAAAAAAAAAAGAUUUACUCCCAGUAUAUAAACUGCAUGAUUACCUCAGUAUUUUAUGCAUAUUAUCAUUGCCAUUGAUGUGUACAGCAGAUAUGUAAAUUAGAUGCAAUAUAACGAGGCAAGCAGAUAUAUUAUGUCAUGUCAGCUUUGCUGUUGUAUAAAAAAUAAAAUACAAUAUAUCAUCAUAA